Messenger RNA from Desarmillaria tabescens, 652 nucleotides. RefSeq lists its product as uncharacterized. The record is from RefSeq and is a predicted model, not a curated record. NCBI's taxonomy places the organism in Eukaryota, Fungi, Basidiomycota, Agaricomycetes, Agaricales, Physalacriaceae. The transcript has 3 exons. The coding region runs from base 272 to 505 and encodes 77 amino acids.
GGGGCUUCAGAUUAAUUGGAGUAUUGGUUCGGCCUUCCACGUUACUGGCCUCGGGAUCAUGGACAAGUCUGCAUCGCUCCCCUUGUAGACCAUGUCCCGGACACGGUGUUCCGUUUUUCACGUUGCAAUAUUGCAGCGCUUUCGAGGUGCGGGGGCUUGAUUGCUCGUCGACAAUGGGAAGAACGCCCUGAUUAGGACUAGGGACAUUCGGAGGCACAGGUUUCCUCGACGCACGACCUCGUCGCUUUGCCCCCUUGUUUUCAACAUUAUUAUGUGCUGUAUUCUGUGUUUCAGGAGUUCCGCCAGCGUGCAGUUUCUUACAGCGAGUCCCAUUCUUGCAAUUUCCUUGGAGGCAAAAACGGCACACUGUAGAGUUUGGAGCAAACAUGGGGGCACCAAAGCUGUCCAAUGGCGUCAAUCUGGAGGUGUUUAUACGGACACGCGUCAAAGAAGCUCAGACUUCUCCCGGCCACAGCGGAAUCGACACAUUAGAACAGCAGAUUGAGGAGCACCUGCCAUGGACCUAGACUCAGGACGAACGGCUAGCUAAUAGAAAUUUCCGUAAAUGCCAGUCGGUAUUGCGUCUUGCGGUCAUCGUGGUUGCAGGGUAAGAAGGAAGCGUGUCUUCAAAUGUCAAGAAAGUGAUUUGAUG